This is a messenger RNA of Cercopithifilaria johnstoni, 1476 nucleotides long. The record is from the annotation of a GenBank genome assembly. Lineage: Eukaryota; Metazoa; Nematoda; Chromadorea; Rhabditida; Onchocercidae.
AUGCCGGUUGCAUUGAUGCAAUAUUUUCUACAAAAAUUACGCAAUCAUUUUUAUGCACUUAUUUAUGAUCAGUGGCAUAUAUCAGCAAGAAUCUUACAUUAUUUGCAUGAGAAAUCAGGAGCAGAUGAACGCUAUUUAGCAAUAUUCAUCAUUUCCGGUAUUUCAAUCUAUCUGAUUAUCGGUGAUAAUGCACGAUUUGUUGCUAAUACAAUUCUUACUGCAGUACCAAUCUUGCUCACUUAUGUUUAUCCGGAUGAGAGACCACCAUUCAAUAAUCUUUUAUAUUACUGGUCUACAUAUGUUAUUGUAACAUUGUUUUUCGAUCCAGAACUAGAAAAUAAGGGGAGUUACUAUUGGAUGAAAAUGUUUCUUCUAAUACUCUUAAUAGCAUUUCCUGGAGAAACUGAUAAGACGGUAUCAAAAGAACAUAUUCUGUCUGUGAAAUCGAAUCAAAUUUUGUCUGAAAAACACGAAAUUUCUACGCUUGCUCUUCAAAUGAAACCGGAAUUGGUUCCCGGAACAGAAUCUUCAAUUACUUCGACAAGUGAUUCUUUAAUUGUUCCUGAUAAUAAGCUCAAUGUUUUCGUAGAGAAAUCCCAAACUGCUUUACCAGUGAAUUCCGAGUCAACAACAGAAAGGAAAUAUCAAUUCAUUCAACCAUCGGAAAAAUCGCAAAUGUUUCCAGAAGAGAAAUUUUUAGAAAGUUUUAUUAUAAAACCUGAAAUUAUUUCUACACAAGAACUUCCAAGUGCUUCUCAAAUAUUGCCUCCAGAUAAAUUAAAGAUUAAAGAGAUACCUCAAUUUACACCAAUGAAGACUUCUCAGCCUGCUCCUGAGGAAUUGGAUAAGACAAUUUUUAUGAAGGAAUCAAAAGUGCUUUCCGAAAGGAAGCUUCAGCCUACAUGUUCUACAAAAUUUGAUAUCACGUAUACGAAGAUUCCACGGGCUCUCCAUAAAAAUGAUUCGCAAGUUAUCUUAAGAAAUGAAUCUCAAAUCCGAAAAAUUCAGCUUCCUUCUUCAAGAAAAUCUGAAACUACAUAUUUCAAGAUUGUCCAGACUACUAAUAAAAAAGGAACAGAGGAAUUGUCGGAUGCCUUACCAAAUGAAUCAAUGGCACUUCCCGUUAAGAAAAAUCAAAUUCAUUUGGAAGAAUCUGAGAGCACUACAAAGAAGGAAUCGAAGAUUAGCUCUGGUUCGAAUAAAGAAAUUCAGGAACCUGAUAUCGUCACUGCGACAGAAAUUCAAGUUAAUCAUGCAAAGGAAAUAACUAAUAUACCUGAGAAGCAACCGUUGACCAUUUCCGAUACAACCAUUGAUUCCAAAAAAAAUGACGAAACUAAGACAAAGAUUUUUCACGAUAUUUCUGAAGAGAAAAAAUCAUUCGAUGCUAUCACGUGGGUUGCUACUGGAAAAACUGUUGUUCGAACACAAAAUGUGCAAACUGAAGAGGUUGGUCUAUUACAAAUUUCCAAUUGA